AGCCAACCCUCGUGACUUAGUCACAUUUCCGCGCACUGCUGUAGACGUCAUAGAAAAAGUAUUUAUUACAGGUACACGGUACCAUAUUUAAAGCAAAGCGCGUUUAUUACACAUACGGUCAAUUAUUUAAGAUUUUUUAUUUUGCGUAUAAAAAACAGGAUGACACUUGACUUGUGGAUAUUCUAUAAAACAUGGCAUCUAAUGUGCAUUCGUUUUUUUUGUUCUGGGACGAAGAAAUACAUCUUUCUAAAAAUGAAAAAUUGCCUAAUUGGAAAAUAUCAAAAGUGCCGGAAAAAUCUCUUCCAAUUAGCAGAAACGAUCCCACAUUUUAAUACAUAUCACACGGAUGCAUUAAAAUUAGACUAUAAUAUAUGGUUCCGGAAUUCUAAUAUAACAACACCAAAAUGCAUUGCGGUCGCAUAUUGAUCAAGUAUAUACAAUUUGACGUAUUGGUAAUUUUGGCAACUAUAAGGCUUGGAAACGCAAAUUAUCCUGGACCACGCAGUCGGGAAAGAAAUUUAGGUAAUAGCAACGGAGUAAAAACUGAAGAAUCAUCACAUAUCGUAAACUCCGGUGGUGUAAGAACAGUUGGUGAAGUGUUUGUGCCAAAAACUUUUUCACUUAACUCACAGGAACCGACAUGCGAACAGCUUCGCGCCAUGUGGAUUUUUUCAAAAAGGCAAUCCCGAGCUGCAGAAAUAACUAAUGAAAUUCCAACAUAUAGAGAUCCCUUUACUUAUAAUGUUUGGGAGCCUCUUUUGUUGAACUCUCGAAUGCUGGGAUCGAUAAGGAUGAGCGCAAGGGAAAGAGCCAGGUCACCUGUUUUUGGCCGUGUUCUCAAUCGAGAGCCAAAUGCACCACAGCGUAUUCCAUUUGAGCACCAUCAAAGAUUGGAUGAAUUUGGAUCAAGCGCUUCUGAUUUAAGUCACUCUCGUUAUUAUGGCGCCGAAACGCGACCACAAACGGGAACUUCUUCCUCAAUUCGUAGGUCUAGCAAAAAUCGGCAUAUGGGAAUCCCAAAUAUUACCGGAAAUAAUCCAAAAGAAAGUAAAAAUUCAGUUGCUAUACAAGGUAGCUUUCAGAAGCUUAAAGAGCUAAUUUGGACUGAGAGGGCCAAGGAAUUAAUAGAUCAACGUCGAGAUGAGGAGUUGGCAGCGCGUUCGGCUGCCCUUAAAGAAAUUGCUAACGGAAAAAACUUACAUUCAGAUUAUCAUCAUCAAGUCGGAAGCUUAUCUGAUUCUUUAUUAAUGGAUGAAAAUCGAAGUCCUGAAGAAAAUAGAUACCAAGAUAGUGACGCCAAUCGGAAGUCAAUUCUAAAUGAUCAACAUUUUCAAAGUAACAAAAAUAGCCAUAGAUCUGGUUUCAGAGCAACUACGCGUCGCAUUGGAAAUACCCCUUACAAUAAUAAAGAGGUUCAAGCAAAUAAAGAACUUAAAAGCUUGUUUUCUGGAAGCAAUAGAGCUGCCCGCAUUAAAAUUCCAGCUACUGAAUUUUUAUCAGACGAUUCCGCAGAAAGCGAUCUCUCCGUUGUUGGAAUCCCAAGAACAUACCCAAUAAGAAAAUCACACUUCAGAGAGAGAAAUCGAUCACUUCUAAAAGAGCCACAAAUAAAUGGUAAUUUUCAUCGAUUUUUGAGAGGAUUACCGUCAUGGCCUUCCAAAAUGUCUACACAAGAAAUAGAAAGCAGUAAUUUGUUAUCUAAGGAAAAUUUGUUAGGCAACAAACUGGAUAUACUUCAACAUCAAAAUCAUCCGAAUGAUGAUAAUUAUUUGGCAUCUUUAGAAAGCAACGAGCAAUUAAAAGUGUUAAAUGAACAAAAACGAGCAGCUGAUGGAUUUGAUCUUGGAAUCUAUGAGUACGAUAACUCUAGCCGCUAAAUGUUUGUGGAAUACAUUAGUCUCAUUAUUAUACAUUUUAAUUACACCUAAUAAAAAUUUAAUAAUCUGAAUUGUAAAUACAGGCGAAUGUUAAUUUAAAUGCCUAUU
This is a messenger RNA of Drosophila erecta, 1985 nucleotides long. RefSeq lists its product as uncharacterized. Lineage: Eukaryota; Metazoa; Arthropoda; Insecta; Diptera; Drosophilidae. The record is from RefSeq and is a predicted model, not a curated record. The transcript has 8 exons. Bases 405 to 1877 code for a protein of 490 amino acids.